Molecule: messenger RNA, 1581 nt
Organism: Solea senegalensis (Senegalese sole)
Lineage: Eukaryota; Metazoa; Chordata; Actinopteri; Pleuronectiformes; Soleidae
Product: inositol monophosphatase 1-like
Exons: 9
Coding region: 120-959 (279 amino acids)
Biological process (GO): phosphatidylinositol phosphate biosynthetic process; signal transduction; inositol metabolic process
Molecular function (GO): inositol monophosphate 1-phosphatase activity
Source: RefSeq, a predicted model, not a curated record
GUUCCCUGUAGUCCCACCCCUUCAUAGUUGACAGCUAACAGCAACGAGAUCUUCUUUCCCAAAGUUGCUUCAAGGUGGGUCCCUGUCUGUGAUUAUCUCAUCUCCUCCAUCACAUCAACAUGAGUGAUACUUGGCAAGAGUGUAUGGACCACUGUGUGGAGGUCACCAAAACGGCUGGGAAGAUGAUCCGUGACGCUCUCCAAAAGGACAUUGCCAUCAUGCAGAAGAGCUCGCCGGUUGACCUGGUGACCGAAACGGACCAGAAAGUGGAGCAGCUCAUUAUAUCGUCCAUCAAGGAGAAGUACCCCACACACAGCUUUAUCGGUGAGGAGUCUGUCGCAGCGGGUUCAACAAGUGUUCUGACUGACAAUCCCACUUGGAUCAUAGACCCCAUCGAUGGCACCACUAACUUUGUUCACAGGUUCCCAUUUGUGUCUGUAUCAAUUGGCUUCACUGUGAAGAAAGAGAUUGAAUUUGGCAUCGUCUAUAGCUGCAUUGAGGACAAAAUGUACACGGCAAGGAAAGGAAAGGGAGCAUUCUGCAAUGGAGUCCAAAUCAAAGUAUCUGGACAAGAGGAUAUCAGCAAGUCUCUGGUCCUGACAGAAAUGGGCUUCAAGAGCGAUCCUGAGAAAUUCAAAACCAUGCUGGGCAACAUCAGUACCAUCCUCAGCAUCCCUGUACAUGGAAUCCGAUCCCCGGGCAGUGCGGCUGUCAACAUGUGUUUGGUAGCGUGUGGCGCGGCUGACGCAUACUACCACAUGGGCAUCCACUGCUGGGACAUGGCCGGAGGGGCAGCAGUCGUUACCGAAGCUGGGGGAGUCAUCAUAGACAUUUCAGGUGGACCGUUUGAUCUGAUGUCCCGGAGGCUGAUCGUGGCGAGCAGCAGGGUGAUAGCAGAGCGCCUUGUGAAGGAAAUAACCGAGUUUGACGUCGGCAGAGACGACACUGAGCACAAGUAAACGUCCACAAACUCCUCUCAGCUGCUUCGUAUUCUCAGGUCAGGAUUCUGUCAUUGCCUUAACCACUUAAAUAAUCAACUUACCUCUUUAAAACGAGUUGAGUUCGACUCUUAAAUACUCCACAUUCACAUUUUCAUCCUUCUGCUUUUGUUAAAUGUGCACGGUAAUGCUAGUAUUUGAGACAAGAAAGAUGUAUUAAAGUAAUCUGAGUGUUGUUUUUAUUUUCCUUAAUCACAUAGCAGUCUUUAUUAUUUAUUAUUAUAAAAUGUAUAUUUAGGUGAGUGUGUAUGAUGCAGCAAAUACAUCGAUACAGCACCACUAACUCAUGAAAAAGUUUGGGACGAAUGUGUUCAGAUUUUGACCAAUCAUUUUGAUAUCUGAUCUUAUGUGAUGGUAUGUUUUACAUGUUGAUAGUUACAUUCAAUAUACAGUGCCAUCACUAGUUUGCACUAAAGCUCAUACAAGAAUAUGUACACCAACAUUUAAAUACUGUACUGUAAAAAGUCGUUCCAGACAGAAAUGGACUGAUGUGUUCUUAGAAAUGUGUGCAGUUUGUUCAAAUAUGUUCAUAUCGUAAGAAUUUAAAGAAAGCAGCAAAUAAUAAAAAAAACAAAACACUUCA